AUGCAACUAUUUUCCAAGCAAAAUGAUGUUAGGAAAGCUAAAGUCAUCAAAAUAAUUCCUGUCCAACAUAAAGGAAAAGGUGAACUAUGUGAGCUACACCAUGGAAAAAACGGGGAGAUAUCGUUUUUUUAUCAAAAGAAGAAAUAUUUGUGGGAUGAAGAUAAAAAGAAAUUUAAAAAGCUACUUUAUCCAUGUGACAUAUACUCUAAACUAUCAACAUUUCAAAAUACUAAAGGUCUUGAAACUCAGAAUGAAAUUAAGUUAACUCACGAGAAAUAUGGAUAUAAUAGAUUCGAUAUUCCGGUGCCAACCUUUCCAGAGUUAUUCAAAGAACAUGCCGUUGCGCCAUUCUUUGUCUUUCAAUUAUUUUGUGUUGGAUUGUGGGUUAUGGAUGAAUAUUGGUACUAUUCGGUAUUUACACUAUUAAUGCUUGUAGUAUUCGAAUCUACUGUCGUCUUUCAGAGAUUGAAAACUUUGGCCGAGUUUCGUACCAUGUCGAUUAAGCCAUACCAGAUCCAUGUUAGACGAAAUCGCCGCUGGACUCCUACCGAUUCUGACCAACUUUUACCGGGGGAUUUAGUGUCUAUCGUUCGUUCCAAGGAGGAUAGUGGCGUUCCUUGUGAUAUGAUACUUUUACAAGGUUCUUGUAUUGUGAAUGAGGCGAUGUUGUCCGGUGAAUCGACGCCGCUAUUGAAGGAAUCGAUUGCUCUCCGUGAUGGAAAUGACGAACUUGAUAUGAACGGCAUUGACAAAAACAGCAUGUUGUUUGGAGGCACAAAAGUCCUACAAGUAACUCCUCCUCAACAAGAUGUUCUUUCUGCUCCGGACGAUGGAUGUAUUGCUUAUGUUAUUCGCACCGGAUUUGGAACUGCUCAGGGGAAACUCGUGCGUAUUGAACAUGACCGUAAAAGGUCAAAGCUCUUGCUCGAUUGUAUUUUAAUCAUUACAUCAGUUGUACCGCCGGAAUUGCCAAUGGAACUUUCUUUGGCAGUUAACACCUCGUUGGUCGCAUUGGCUAAAUUUGGUGAGACACAAACUAUUUAUUGCACUGAACCAUUCAGGAUUCCUUUUGCCGGAAAAAUUGAUGUUUGUGCUUUCGAUAAAACUGGCACCUUAACUGGUGAAAAUCUUGAAGUCGAAGGAAUUGCUGGAAUACACCCCGAAGAUUCAAAGAUUUUGGUAAAACCACCAGAAGCUUUACGGGAAUCGAUUCAAACCUUGGCUGCAGCACAUGCCUUAGUCAAAUUAGAUGAUGGCAUUGUCGGCGACCCUAUGGAAAAGGCCACACUGGAAGCGCUAGAUUGGAAACUUGGCAAAGGCGAUACUGUCAUUCCUGCGAAUCAACAAUCACAACGUUUUCAACAACGGUCACAAAUACAAAUUCGUCGCAGAUUUCAAUUUUCAUCUGCACUUAAGCGUAUGUCAAGUGUCUCAACAAUUCCAACAUCCCGAUUUAAAAAAACUUUUGUUGCAGUUAAAGGUGCACCCGAGACAUUGCGUAAUAUGUACGUUUAUGUUCCCGACGACUACGAGGAAACAUUCAAGUUUUUUAUGCGUAGAGGAAGUCGAAUUAAUGAAUUGUCGCGAGAGUCUGUUGAAAGUGAACUAACGUUUGCAGGAUUUCUUAUUUUUCAUUGUCCGCUCAAAGAUGAUGCCAUAUCUACUCUUCAGAUGUUAAAUGAGUCUUCUCAUAGGGUCGUGAUGAUCACCGGAGAUAAUCCUUUAACAGCAUGUCAUGUAGCACGCGAAGUGAAAAUUCUUGAACGCGAUGUAUUAAUUCUUGAUCUUCGCGAAGAUGCCCAGAAUAAUGAUGAUCUUGUUUGGAAAUCAGUUGAUGAGAAAGUCAUUAUACCUGUCAACCCUGCAGAACCAAUUGAUCUAUCGAUUUAUCGUGACCACGACCUAUGUAUAACGGGUGCAGCACUGGCAUGUUAUGAAAACAAGCCCUCUGUAAAAGAUCUAUUAGUCCAUACGUGGGUGUAUGCACGUGUUUCUCCCGGACAAAAGGAAUUCAUAUUGACUUGCCUUAAGCAAGCUGGAUAUAUUACAUUGAUGUGUGGUGAUGGGACAAAUGAUGUUGGUGCUCUUAAGCAAGCUCAUAUCGGCGUUGCGCUUCUUGACGGCAAACCUGAGGAUCUUAAGAAAAUUGCUGAACACCAACGAAUUCAGAGACUUAAAGAUGUAUAUGAAAGUCAAUUAAAAUUUACUUCGCGAUUUAACAUGCCACCUCCACCCCCACCACCAGCAAUUGCACAUUUAUUCCCACAUAUUACGCAACAACUCCAACAACAAAAUAAUGCGGGACAAGGUCAAAGACGACCUCCUCCUCAGAUGGAUCGACUCGCGGAACAACUUUUACAAGAUUUCGAUGAUGAACCACCGUCCAUUAAGUUAGGAGAUGCAUCAGUAGCAGCGCCUUUUACAUCCAAACUUUCAAAUGUAGUAGCAAUUGUAAAUAUUGUCCGUCAGGGUCGAUGUACAUUGGUUGCCACUAUUCAGAUGUACAAAAUUUUGGCUUUAAAUUGUUUAAUUUCUGCAUACAGUCUGAGCGUGUUAUAUUUGGAAGGAAUUAAAUACGGUGAUUUACAAGUUACUAUUUCUGGCAUGUUACUUGCCGUUUGUUUCCUUUGUAUUUCAAAAGCUAAGCCAUUAGAAAAGCUUGCCAAGCAACGACCACAAACAAACAUUUUCAAUUUUUAUAUUAUUCUAUCCAUUCUUGGUCAAUUCGCUAUACACAUAGCGUCUCUUGUUUACAUAGUAGAUUUAGUAUUUCAUUAUGAAGAGAAGAAAAUUGUCGACCUUGAAGGAGAUUUUGAACCAAGUCUAUUAAACACAGCGAUAUAUUUAAUCUCGUUAUCUAUGCAAGUCUCCACUUUCGCCAUUAAUUAUCAGGGACACCCUUUCAGAGAAAGUCUGAAAGAAAAUACUGCAUUGUAUUAUGGCUUGCUAUCUGUAGGUGCAAUUGCCUUAUCUGGUGCCACCGAAGUUGUUCCUGAUAUGAAUUCUAUGUUACAAUUGGUUCCUCUUAAAUCUGAGUUCAAAUAUCAUCUUACUGCUACUAUGCUUUUUGACUUUCUCGGCGCGUGGCUUAUCGAAAUUCUGUUUAAAUUUAUAUUCUCUAAUAAUAAACCUAAAGCUAUUGCUCAUAAACCUUCAAAAUCAGGAAAAUAA
Molecule: messenger RNA, 3171 nt
Organism: Cetraspora pellucida
Lineage: Eukaryota; Fungi; Glomeromycota; Glomeromycetes; Diversisporales; Gigasporaceae
Source: the annotation of a GenBank genome assembly